UACGAGAACAAACGGUCGGUUCUGGAAACAAAAGUUAGUUAACAUUAAAAUCCGGAUUAUACCGGAACAGUUGGGAUUCGGAACAAGCUCCGACUGUUUUCUCAACGAUUAAUUGAAAACAGAGAAGCAAAAUGAAACAGGAGAACGAGUCGGACUCGGCCGUCCGUUGAGCUGACUUUUUUACGAAUGACGUCGACUCUCAUCGCGGUCGGAGAAGACGCCGCCGCCGACUGCGACGGCCUGUGGUCUCCCGCGAAGGAGAAGGCCGCCAGCAGGGGAGUCUACGGCGGCCGCUCGUCGCUCCUCUACCGCCGCUUCGGGCUGCUCGUCGGUGGCGCGAGGACCAGGCUUCUUUUCUCUCUUUGCGCUGUUAGCUUCCUGGUUAUGUUCUCCUCUAGAAUCGGUCCUUUCAUGGGUUGGAACCCUGACUACCCUUCUUCGGUCUCUUCUCCUUCCAGAGGUGGCUACACAGUGCUUAUCAACACGUGGAAACAGAAUUCUGUUCUUAAGCAAUCUGUUGCUCACUAUGCAUCCUGCAGUGGGACUGAUGCCAUACAUGUCGUGUGGAGUGAAAGUGAUCCGCCAUCGGAUAGUCUAAAAGCUUUUCUGAAUAUAAUUGUGUCGGUAAAGUCACAGACAGCUCACAAACCCAACUUCAAGUUUGUCCUGAAUGAGGAAGAAAAUUUGAACGAUAGAUUUAAGCCAAUUAAGGAUCUCAGAACAGAUGCAAUUUUCUCAGUGGAUGAUGAUGUAAUCGUACCAUGCGAUACCCUAGAUUUUGCCUUCACGGUAUGGCAAAGCGCUCCACAGACAAUGGUGGGAUUCAUUCCUCGCAUGCAUUGGCUUGCUCAGGAGAAAAGUAGCAUGGCAUACUAUAAAUAUGGAGGAUGGUGGUCAGUUUGGUGGACGGGCAGUUACAGUAUGGUUCUCACAAAAGCAGCAUUCUUUCACCGAACGUACUUGGACUUGUACACUCACGAAAUGCCCUCGUCGAUCCAUGAUUACAUAAUCAGAGAGAGAAACUGUGAAGACAUUACUAUGUCUCUGCUUGUUGCAAAUAUCACUGAUGCCCCUCCAAUCUGGGUCAAAGGGAAGAUACAUGAUAUUGGAUCAUCAGGCAUAAGCAGUUUAAAAGGGCACAGCAACACAAGAAACAAAUGCCUGAAUGAUCUCAUCUCCCUCUACGGGAUGAUGCCGCUUGUAUCAACAAACGCAAAAGCAGUUGAUGCGAGGCACGGAUGGUUCUGGUGAUGAAGCUGAUUUUAUUCGUUCAGUACCGGUACUCCUCUCUCGGUAUCCACGGAAUCAGAGUUUGUAUAUUGUUUUGCCUUCUCAUACAUCCAUGCUCUAUAUUUAGAUCUCAAACACCUGAUUUUGCUUUUAGUUGACCUGUUGUGUUAUAUGAGUUGAGUAAAUUUACUUCGUUGUUUCAUUUGUGUAUAUAUCGAAAUUCAAAAUACAACUAAAUGAAAACGACCAAAAAAAAAAAAUCAUUGUCUUGGAAAAUU
Rhododendron vialii is the source of this 1508-nucleotide messenger RNA. Its product is annotated as glycosylinositol phosphorylceramide mannosyl transferase 1-like. The transcript is spliced from 5 exons. Gene Ontology annotation, cellular component: membrane. The record is from RefSeq and is a predicted model, not a curated record. Bases 187 to 1251 code for a protein of 354 amino acids. NCBI's taxonomy places the organism in Eukaryota, Viridiplantae, Streptophyta, Magnoliopsida, Ericales, Ericaceae. Gene Ontology annotation, molecular function: glycosyltransferase activity.